Messenger RNA from Coffea eugenioides, 1851 nucleotides. Its product is annotated as metal transporter Nramp6-like. Gene Ontology annotation, cellular component: membrane. Bases 59 to 1669 code for a protein of 536 amino acids. Gene Ontology annotation, biological process: metal ion transport. NCBI's taxonomy places the organism in Eukaryota, Viridiplantae, Streptophyta, Magnoliopsida, Gentianales, Rubiaceae. Gene Ontology annotation, molecular function: cadmium ion transmembrane transporter activity; manganese ion transmembrane transporter activity. The record is from RefSeq and is a predicted model, not a curated record. The transcript has 14 exons.
UCUUGUUGUCAACCCCGUACAAUUAAUUUCGAGUCUUCGCUCUUCAAAGAGAGGCAAGAUGGCGGCUAGAACUGCUGGCCAAGGACAGUUCAUGACCAGCUCUGAAAAUCCGAGGCUUGCCAAUGAGCCGCUCAUUGAUAACAUUGAAUAUGAUCAGAUUGUCGUUUCUGAUAAGAAAAGCUGGAGGAACUUUUUUGCCUAUUUGGGUCCUGGAUUUCUUGUUUCUAUUGCCUACAUUGAUCCAGGAAACUUUCAAACUGAUCUGCAGUCAGGAGCCCAAUACAAGUAUGGGUUACUUUGGAUCAUAUUACUGGCAUCAAUUGCAGCUCUCAUAAUCCAAUCUCUAGCAGCAAAUUUGGGUGUUGUUACAGGAAAGCAUUUAGCAGAACACUGUAGAAAAGAGUAUCCAAAGGUGGCCAAUAUCAUCUUGUGGAUUCUUGCUGAAAUUGCUAUUGUUGCAUGUGAUAUUCCUGAAGUGAUAGGGACAGCAUUUGCAUUAAACAUGCUCUUCAAAAUUCCUAUAUGGUGUGGCGUGCUAAUCACAGGGCUCAGUACUUUGGUUUUGCUAUUGUUACAGCAAUACGGGGUCAGAAAACUUGAGAUCUUUAUUGCUUUGUUGGUGCUUAUCAUGGCCGCGUGCUUCUUUGUGGAGCUUGGCUAUGCAAAACCCAAAUCUUCAGAGGUUCUUUAUGGACUUUUUGUUCCGCAGCUCAAGGGAAGUGGUGCCACUAAACUAGCCAUUUCAUUGCUUGGUGCUAUGGUUAUGCCGCAUAAUCUGUUCCUCCAUUCUGCUUUGGUCUUAUCUAGGAAAAUUCCACGAUCAGUUUCUGGCAUCAAAGAGGCUUGCAGAUUUUAUCUGCUAGAAAGCGGGUUUGCCCUAAUGGUGGCCUUCCUCAUUAAUGUAUCGGUCAUCUCAGUAAGUGGUGCAGUUUGCAAUUCCCCAGAUCUGAACCCAGAAGAUGAGCAGAAUUGUCAAGACUUGGAUUUGAACAAAGCAUCAUUCUUACUUAAACAUGUUUUAGGAAGUUGGAGCUCCAAGGUAUUUGCAAUUGCUUUGCUUGCAUCGGGCCAAAGUUCUACAAUCACUGGAACAUAUGCAGGGCAAUAUGUUAUGCAAGGAUUCCUUGACUUGCAAAUGAAACCGUGGAUUCGGAACUUCUUGACUCGAUGCUUAGCUAUAGUCCCCAGUCUAAUUGUGGCACUGAUUGGAGGCUCUGCUGGUGCUGGAAAUCUUAUUAUUAUAGCAUCGAUGAUCCUGUCAUUUGAACUUCCGUUUGCACUCAUCCCACUUCUCAAGUUCACAAGUAGCAAGACUAAGAUGGGAAUGCAUGCAAACUCUAUUUGGAUCUCUGCAGCAACUUGGAUUAUUGGCUCCCUGAUAAUGGGCAUAAACAUCUACUAUUUGGCAGAGAAGUUGGUAACAACUCUUACUCAUAGCCAUUUAAGGGUUGUUGGCAUUGUAUUCUGUGGAGUACUAGGAUUUUCGGCCGUGUUAGUUUAUUUGGCUGGUAUCCUAUACUUGGUCGUGCGCAAGACUAAGAAAGUUGACAUUCUUCUACCCGAAAGUUUGCAGAUGGCAAACGAGUCGAGCAAUGCAUCAGUUCUGCCUAGGGAGGAUAUAGUAAACAUGCAAUUGCCUCAGACGAGGACUACUUCGGAUGAUGACUAAAAAAGUACUCCGUAUAGAUAUCGUAGGCGAGGCAGAAGUAGGGGAAAGUUUCUGUUUUCAGUUCCAAAUAAACGAUAGCUAGUUCAAGUAGCUGUUUUACACAGAAUGUUACCCCAUUUUUCUGUUGAUUUUAAGUGACUUGACUUUGUCUUUCCAAUGCUCACGUGGACUAAUAAUUUUCA